Musca vetustissima is the source of this 611-nucleotide messenger RNA. RefSeq names its product large ribosomal subunit protein bL32m (gene mRpL32). The record is from RefSeq and is a predicted model, not a curated record. Gene Ontology annotation, cellular component: mitochondrial large ribosomal subunit. The coding region runs from base 6 to 611 and encodes 201 amino acids. The transcript is spliced from 2 exons. Gene Ontology annotation, molecular function: structural constituent of ribosome. Lineage: Eukaryota; Metazoa; Arthropoda; Insecta; Diptera; Muscidae. Gene Ontology annotation, biological process: translation.
UAAAAAUGUCGCGGAAUCUGGCAUUGUAUUUCUCAAACUUCUUGCAAAGAUUGGAGGCAUUGCUGCCGGCCAUAUUCCCUCAGGGAUCAUUGCCACCAGCAUUUGCUGUGGCCGGUCUACCAUCGACAUACGAUCGCCUCACCCGCAAUCAAACUCCUUCACGUUCCCUAAAAGACAUCAUUGGUGAUGGCAUCCUAUGGGCUGUACCCAAACAUCGUCGCACCAUCGAGAAACGUCUGAAUCGUAAAUUCGGCUAUCCCGAAUACAAUUGGAAGCUGUUGCGUGUCAAGACACAUUUACGUUCAUGCAAUCAAUGUGGUCAUGAUUAUGAAGCUGGCCACCUGUGUCCACACUGCUACAAUAAGGUGCGCGAUGAAACCAAACAAAUGCAAGAUAAAAUUCAAGAGCAGUUGGGGCUAAAUCCAAUUGAACAGGAUGUUGUGGUGCUGUAUGAGGGAGAACGCGGUGAACAACCAUCGGAAAUGUUGAAUGGAAAACGUAUUGUUGAAAUGCCAAAACCACGUCCAAUUUGGUUCACAAAGAAUUUGUUGCAGAAGACCACACAGCAGCCAUCGAAUUCCAAAGAAGUUAAACCAAAUGAUUUGGCUUAA